Messenger RNA from Oncorhynchus nerka (sockeye salmon), 5034 nucleotides. RefSeq names its product tyrosine-protein kinase STYK1-like. Gene Ontology annotation, molecular function: transmembrane receptor protein tyrosine kinase activity; ATP binding. The record is from RefSeq and is a predicted model, not a curated record. Bases 424 to 1836 code for a protein of 470 amino acids. Gene Ontology annotation, cellular component: plasma membrane; signaling receptor complex. The transcript has 10 exons. Gene Ontology annotation, biological process: positive regulation of kinase activity; multicellular organism development; cell surface receptor protein tyrosine kinase signaling pathway. NCBI's taxonomy places the organism in Eukaryota, Metazoa, Chordata, Actinopteri, Salmoniformes, Salmonidae.
ACAACGAGAGUUUGACAGGUCAAGACAGAAUAAGGAGGGAAAUAACUUCUACAGAGAGAAGUCCACUAAACUGGUUUAAUAUUACGAUAGACUCCCUGGAUGGGGGAGGAAAUGGAGUGAGAAACGGUGGGAGAGAAAGAUGGCUGUAGUGCAGGUGAUUAGGGCGGGGUUGAGACGACACUGAACGUGUGAUUUACACAAACACAGAGCCGCACAACCGUAAUCCCGGGAGCCUGACAAACCCCCUGAGAGGAGAGAGAAUGGGAGAGAAACCACAACACUAACCCUGGACUACACACACUGACGGAACAGGGAAAAUGUAUGAAAUGUGUUGCUUUCUGUGACGGAAAGGGCCAAGGAUUAUAUCACUCGAUUGUUAAGGUUUCUUAAGGUCUGAGGCACACACACACAGAGGGAGAGAGAAUGUCUUCAAUGUCAGAAGCAGACUCCCGCUGUCAACCAGGAGACACCAUCUGUAAUAUCAGUGUGUACGAGCAAGAAGUGAUCAUCGUGCCCAUCCUCCUAUUGGCUAGCUUCCUGGUCAUGCUGGUCUUCAUCAUCCUGCUACGGUACUGUCCUGAGAAGGUGGACCGCAUCCGACCACAGAACACUGUGGCCACGUCCAGAUCACAGCGCUCCAGAAGACAACUGCACGGCAUUGAUGCUCCCCUGGGUAUCAACCCCCUGGAACAUGAGACUAUUUCUCUCGAUGCCCCCUCCUACUAUACCUUCUCCCCAACUCACUCCCACCCCUCCUCAAACUGUCUCUCCUCUGUGAGGACUCCCUCUCUCCCCCCUAUCCCCCCACCCAAGACCUUUACCCCAUCCUCCCCGUCCAGCCCCCCACCCCAGUCCUUCACAACUUCCUUCACCCCUAUGGUCCAGCCCAGGGAGCUGCCUCGCCAGAGGCUGCCAGAGUCCUUCAACCUAGUGGCCUCGCUGCCCGCAGCCUUCUCCCUGCGCUCUGACAAGGCUGUCUCUCUCUACAGGGCCCGCAUGGACAACAGGAACGCUGUGCUCCGAGUGCUCAACGACUCUGCGAGCGCCACAGAGAGGCACAACUUCCUGGGCUUUGCUUCCUUCUUGUCCCAGCUGGGGCCACACCCCUUCCUGCCGGAGCUCCUGGGCGUGGUCUCUCUGCGUGUGCCCCUAGUUACCGUUGUUGAGGAGCUAGAGAACAGAGAUCUGCUCAGCUUCCUGUGGCGGUGCAGACAGGAUGGUGUGGGCGGGGACCCUCCAUGUGAGAUCACAGAGAGACGUAUAUUUACCAUGGCCAAACAGGUAGCCUCUGCUCUGGAGUUCCUCCACAGCCGAGACCUUCUUCAUGGCAACGUCCGUGCUCACAGCGUACUGGUCAGCCGGGAGCUGACGGCCAAGCUGUGGGGACUGGGCGGGGUCUACACCAGGAAUACCCAGGGAGCUACUCAGACUGAAGUUCCUGGCAUGAAGAAAUGGCAGGCCCCCGAGCUAUUGGCUAGGAGGCCUGCCAAUCAUAGCAGUGACGUCUGGUCAUUUGGCAUCUUGUUGUUUGAAAUGGCAACCUUGGGUGAUGCUCCGUUUUCAGAUAUCUCCGUCAACGAGCUUCUACAGUUUCACCAGAGAGGGAAAACACUGAGAAAGCCAGCCAACUGCUCCAACUCACUGUACUCCAUCAUCAAGGCCUGCUGCCAAUGGAAGGAGCAGGAUCGCGCCACAUUGGCUGAGGUUGACCGCAAGCUCCAGUCAGGAGAGAAGAGUGCCAACGACAAAGUCCUCAAGGUGCCUGAGCCAAUCAACAUCGAGCAGUACCUGCAAGAGGCUGGAUAUGGGGAGUCCAACAGCUACACUGUUUUCUGAGUGGCGGCUGUGCCGUCCAAUGAAAUGCACUAUGCCGAGGGACGACGGUGGAUGUUUAUAUAUGUAUGCCUCCAUUCAUUCCAGAAAGAUAUUAAUUUCCUUCUGCCCUUUUUGUCUUUGUACCAUAGACUUAAGAUAGUUGAACAGACACAAUCGUUGAGUCAACUUUGUAGUUGAUUGUUUGUAGUUGAUCGUGUAUACCAGUAGAGGCUGCUGAGGGGAGAUCGGCUCAUAAUAAUGGCCAGAAUGGAGGGAAUGGAAUGGUAUCAAUUUCAUUUGUUUGAUACCAUUCCAUUCACUCAAUUCCAGCCCUUCCACUCCAUUCUAGCCAUUAUUAUGAGCCGUCCUCUCCUCAGCAGGCUCCACUGAUGUACACUACUGUUCAAAAGUUUGGGGUCACGAAGAAACGUCCUUGUUUUCCAUGAAAACAUACAUAAAAUGAGUUGCAAAAUGAAUAGGAAUUAUAGUCAAGACUUUGACAAGGUUAUAAAUAAUAAUUCAUUUUUUAUGAUUUUUAAAAUGUAUUUAUGAAGCCCUUCUUACAUCAGCUUAUGUCACAAAGUGCUGUACAGAAAUCCAGCCUAAAACCCCAAACAGCAAGCAAUGCAGGUGUAGAAGCAUGGUGGCUAGGAAAACUCCCCAGAAAGGCCAGAACCUAGGAAGUAACCUAGAGAGGAACCAGGCUAUGAGGGGUGGCCAGUCGUCUUCUGGCUGUGCCGGGUGGAGAUUAUAACAGAACAUGGCCAAGAUGUUCAAAUGUUUGUAGAUGACCAGCAGGGUCAGAUAAUAAUAAUCAGAGUGGUUGUAGAGGGUGCAGCAGGUCAGCGCCUCAGGAGUAAAUGUCAGUUGGCUUUUCAUAGCCGAUCAUUCAGAGUAUCUCUACUGCACCUGCUGUCUCUAGAGAGUUUAUAACAGCAGGUCUGGGACAAGGUAGCAGGUCCGGUGAACAGGUCAGAGUUCCAUAGCCGCAGGCAGAACAGUUGAAACUGGAGCAGCAGCACGGCCAGAUGGACUGGGGACAGCAAGGAGUCAUCAGGCCAGGUAGUUGUGUCCUUCAAACUUUGUUUUCGUCAAAGAAUCCUUGAUUUGCAGCCUUGCAGACCUUUGGCUUCUAGUUGUCAAUUUGUUGAGGUAAUCUGAAAAGAUUUUACCCCAUGCUUCCUGAAGCACCUCCCACAACUUGGAUUGGCUUGAUGGGCACUUCUUAUGUACCAUACGGUCAAGCUACUCCCAUAACAGCUCAAUAGGGUUGAGAUCCGGUGACUAUGCAGGCCACUCCAUUAUCGACAGAAUACCAGCUGACUGCUUCUUCCCUAAAUAGUUAUUGCAUAGUUUGGAGGGUCUUUGAGUCAUUGUCCUGUUGUAGGAGGAAAUUGGCUCCAAUUAAGUGGCGUCCACAGGGUAUGGCAUGGUGUUGCAAAAUGGAGUGAUAGUCUUCCUUCUUCAAGAUCCCUUUUACCCUGUAAAACUCUCCCACUGUACCACAAUCAAAGCACCCCGAGACCAUCACAUUCCCUCCACCAUGCUUGACAGAUGGCAUCAAGCACUCCUCCAGCAUCUUUACAUGUUUUCUGCAUCUCACAAAUGUUCUUCUUUGUGAUCCGAACACCUCAAACUUAGAUUCGUCUGUCACUUUUUUCCAAUCUUCCUCUGUCCAGUGUUCUUUUGCCCAUCUUAAUCUUUUAUUGGCUAGUCUGAGAUAUGACUUUUUCUUUGCAACUCUGUUUAGAAGGCCAGCAUCCCGGAGUCGCCUCUUCACUGUUGACGUUGAGACUGGUGUUUUGCGGGUACUAUUUAAUGAAGCUGCCAGUCUGUUUCUCAAACUAGACACUCUAAUGUACUUGUCCUCUUGCUCAUUUUUGCACCGGGGCCUCCCACUCCUCUUUAUAUUCUGGUUAGAACCAGUAAAAAAAACCACAAAUGCUGAUGCUCCAGAUACUCAACUAGUCUAAAGAAGGGCAGUUGUAUUGCUUCUUUAAUCAGAACAACAGUUUUCAGCUGUGCUAACAUAAUUGCAAAAGGGUUUUCUAAUGAUCAAUUAGCCUUUUAAAAGGAUAAACUUGGAUUAGCUACCACAACGUGCCAUUGGAACACAGGAGUGAUGGUUGCUGAUAAUAGGCCUAUGUACACCUAUGUACGCCUAUGUAGAUAUUCCACUAGAAAUCAGCCGUUUCCAUCUACAAUAGUCAUUUACAAUAUUAACAAUGUCUACACUGUAUUUCUGAUCAAUUUGAUGUUUUUUUAAUGGACAAAAAAAAAAAUUCUUUAAAAAACAAGGACAUUUCUAAGUGACCCCAAACGUUUGAACGGUAGUGUAUAUACUGUAUAUCAGGGAUGGGCAACUCCAGUCCUCAGGGGCCUGAUUGGUGCCACACUUGUGUCCUAGCCCCAGCUAACAUACCUGACUCCAAUAAUCAACUAAUCAGGAUCUUCAGUUUAGAAUGCAUUUAGUUUAAUCACCUGCGUUUGCUGGGGAUGGAGAAAAGUGUGACACCACUCCGGCUCCCGAGGACUUGAGUUGCCCAUCACUGCUGUUUAUGAAGGUUUACAAAUCUCGUCAUCAAAAUGAUUGUGUAAUAGGAGUAAUAAUAUAUGACUAGAAUUCAUUAUUUUUGUUGUGAUUUGAGGGACUGAAAGAACACAUGGGUGGAGACACCAGGCUUCGUUAGAGGUUUAUAAGGUGUUUAUAAGUUGUUUUGUGACACUUCAUUUAUCAUUUUAAGUCCAAAGAUGUAUGUAGCAACUAAUGAUUCUAGCUUUAAAUACGCCUGUCUCAUAAGUAGGACCAGAGUUUAAUUCUCCUGACCACGUAAGGUAAACAGGAAAAACUCAGGACCCUGGUUGUGCCUCCAGUUUGUUCUGGUCAGGUCAUGUGAUCAUGAAACCUCCCGGAAGAGGAAGCAAAAUCUCACUCACUCCUUUUUUCUGGUUCAUAAACAAUCAAUGAAAUGAAGAAGACCAGACUCAGCCGCUAAUGCCACGGUGCCACCCCUUAAGCAGACCGGAACUGUGACAAUUUUUUGUUCUAUGGUAAAUGGCCUGAGUGGGAUAUUUGGUACAAGGUAUAUGAAAGGUCAGAGUUCAGUGGUUGAUGUUCUACUGUAAAUGAGCACAUCUGAAGUCACGUCAUUUGCACACUCUCCACAAUGUGAAUCAAGAUAGAAGUUUACCAAUGUCAAUUAAAAUCGUUCACAGUGA